AUGUACGUACGCAGGACAGUUAGAUCGUUAUUGAUAUAUCUGUUGCUGUGUUACGGCAAAAAGUUCAUUGAUGCGGAAGAAUUUGAUAAAAGAAAACGGAUUUCACUAUCACAAGAGUCAUUAACAUCCAAUCAACAACGUUCAAAUUCACAUAAUGAACGAUCGCAUCAAUCAGCUUUAAAUGUAACACAACUAUCACAUCACUGUAACGAUUCAAAUUCACGUAGAAUCAGUAUCCCGGAGGGGUUAUUAGUACAAGCCCAAAACCAAAACAAUAACACAAACAAACACAUAUUAUACAACGGACACCACGGAGAUAAAAACCGUAAAAAAGAUAGUUUAAUCAGCCAAAGGUCAAGAGAUUCGGAAGCAGAAACUUCUUCAAUUUCUUCAUAUACAACGAGCAGUAAGUCAGAGCGACGAAGCCAAUAUAGAAGAAAACCCUCGGACGAAACAAGCCACUCAAGCUCAGAAGAAUCCAAAAAGGGGUCACAAUGCCAGAUGAAGAGAAGAGGCUCAGAAUAUUUCCUGACGGUCGACAUUGACGCUAAAGUAAGCAGCCCCUAUAUAGUAUACGAGAGGGAUGCUUUGAAUAACACGGAAACAUUCAGAGCAGUGAGCCCGUACCUGAUAGAUAUGGUCAAGAGCGGUGACGAAGUGUUGUGGACCCCCAACGAAUGUAUCUUUUCAGAUAAGGUGCUUAUUAGGCACGACGAACAAGGAAAUCCGAUUCUGAGAGUAUAUUAUCCAGAGUUAGAAGAGCAAGUGAGUGAGACGUCGAGUGGAUUUGGUGUAGCAGACACCACACCAGAACCGGGAGAACCAAUCCCAACCUUUGAAACCGAAGGAUACCUAGCACCAAUAGAAGAGCAUCUGGACGCACUGAGCGCAAUCACCGAAGACGAGUCGGUCAAACUCAUAGCCCUGGACGUCAAUAAAACAUACACCACGAGCAAGGUGAUUCACAAGGUGGAAAUCGACGGCUCGCAGACACUGACGUGUAAAAUGGGAUAUUUGAUAUAUAAGGUGCUAGAAGGAGAUACAGAACUGUGGAAACACCAAGAAGGAGAGUACCCAUAUAGGGUGAUAAUUGGAGUUAACUACCAAGGAGCAAAGGUGGUAGAUAUAAGGUUCCCAGGAGACGAACUCUUAGUGGCACUCGACGUAACAUACACCAGCUCAACUAAGGAGAUAAUAUACCUAGUAGAGCCGGACGGAACAGAGUCCUUCAAUUGUAGACCAGGAUUCCUAAUAAGUAAAAUAACAAAAGGAAGUAAAUACGUGUGGGAAGGAAAAGAACCGCCGUAUUCAGAUAGAGUUGUGCUGUAUUACGACGAAAAAGGAGUAAAAAAUGCCUAUGUACAAUUUUACAAGGAAUAUCGUGAGCCACCACAAUUAACAGAAGUAUAUGAAUACAUAGAGACAAGAAGACAAGAACCAAUAGAAUAUGUCACAGUAGAUAUAAAUGAAAAAAGAAGUAGUUCGAGGAUAGUAUUCAUAAGAAAUGUUAGAAGAAAUAGAAACAUAUACACAGCAAUUAGCCCACACCUAAUAGAUACAGUUAAAAGCGGUACAAAGGUGUUAUGGAAGGCGAAGGAUAAUAUCUAUUCAGACAAAGUGCUUAUAAGACAUGACGAAAAAGGAAGUCCAGUACUGAGAGUGUAUUACCCACGAGACUAUGAAAGAGAGUACGAACACGCAACAACAGCAAUAGUAAGAAGUAUCAAAGAGGAGCUGGAACAAGCAAAACCGCCGACACUGGGCCCACGAGAAGAGCUGACGUUGCACAUCAUAGACCCCCGCAGAAGAGAAAAGGUAGAAAUGGCAGUAGGAGAAGAAAUGUACGUGCUGAGUAAAAGGUACAGAGAACCGGAGGAAGAAGAGGAAAGGUACCCUGACAACAUAAUGAUGCUGUACGACCGAAGAGGAAAGCCAGUGUUUAGAGUAAGCUACCCGCCGGAGGAGAAGCCAGAGCUAGAAGUGCCCAGAGUGAAGCCGAUACCAGAGGUGCCGGAAGCGUUGCCGCCCCGAGAACUGCCGAAAGUGGUGCCAAAACCAGAAGUGAAGCCACCACCAGAAGUGCCAAAGGUAGAACCUGAAGAAGAUAUGGAGAUCAUAGAGAGGAAAGAGGAAGAGAAGCCACCCGAGCCAAUAAUACUCGACAUAACCACGAAGAAAACAACAGAAGAAUUAGGGUUCCUGGUCCAAGAUAAUAUCGCAACGUACCUGCCAAAGGCUGGAAAGGCAUUUAAACUAGUAACAUCAGGAAAUGAUCAAAUAUGGAGGAAGUCAGAGAAAGAGGAGUACGCAAACAAAGUCAUAAUGGACGGAUUGAGCCUAAUGACUACAACGAAAAAUGUAACCGUGUACCUGACGGACGGAAAAAUCAUACACUUCAAUAAGACGCGGAAGGGCUGGAGGAAAAUGGACCCGGAAAUACAGCUUAACAUAAACAGAACCUCAGUAGAUUUUAAGUUCGACUAUAACAUAGGCUUCGACGAAGCAACAUACACGCCGAAGUCAAACUUCAUAUUCAAGGGAAUCAGCGACAACACGGCAAUGAACGAGGUACUCUCAUGGUGCACGCCAACAACAAAGGAAAUACACACCUCGCACGAUAAAGCAGAGUACUCGAAAAAGGUCAUCAGAGACGGAACGGCGUUCAUGGCGAGAAUCAAGCACGUCUCAAUGUACCUGGAAAACGGAACCUAUAAGCACUUCUACAGAAAGUCGAGGUUCCACCCGUGGAGAGAAAUCUCGCAUAAAAUCUCCCUGGACGUAAACGUGAAGGAGACGUGCUACAGAUACGAAUACAAGGUCUACGACACGGGAACGUACUCGCCGAAGUACGACUUCGUCUUCAAAAGAAUAUACCAAAGUCCGCUCGUGUGGAAGUUCAGCGAAGGAGAAGUGAUAUGGAACGCAGAAAAGGAAGAAGAGUGCGCAAUCCUGGUGGUGAUCGACGGAACGGGAGCAAACUCGACGCCGAGCAACGUGACAAUAUACCUGGUCAACGGACAGAUCAGACACUUCUCAAGGCCGACCUUCUUCAGCAAGUGGAGAGAGAUCUCGAAGGAUGUGGCACUGGACAUAAGCAAGAUAGAAAGCACGCUCCAAAUAGACUUCACGCUGCAAGGAAAGUUCCAAUACUACGUAGCGAACCACGACUUUAAGAUAAAGAAGGUGGUGGACAGAAACGUGGUCCUGUGGGAAGCAAAGACGCCGAACUACUGCAAAAGAGCAAUGCUGCGAGGAGCAAGGACGCAAAACAAGGAGCUGACGCUGUACCUGCCAUCAGGACCGAGAAUAUUCAGAAAACAGGGAAAGAAGAACCCGUGGGUGGAAGCAACAGACGAAUCAGCAAUAAAGACAAUAGACGUGACGAAAAACCUGGACGAAAACAAGAUGGAAGAGAUGAAGAGAAUGCACGAGGAGCUCCUGAAGACGUUCACCCAUGAAAAGGUGCAUAUAACAGUGGAAGGCCUGAGUGAAGGAGAAGAAAGCGGAUAUGAAGUGAAAGAGGAAGGAGAAGACAAGAUAUACGAGCUGAAGAAGGACAAAAAGUGCCUGGAGGUUAAGUACGGGGCAAGGUCGCUGUGGAAAUACGACAAGGAGAAGUACUGGGAACUGUACCCGAAAAAGAUACAUUUCAUGAAGGGUAAGCUCCUGGUAAUAGUGGACUUCGACAUCGCGGGUCUGCUCUUCAGAUACGGCCCGAAGGAGGAAAUGAACCUGAUCUACAGCAGAAGACCAGUGCCGCUGGAAGUCGACCUGGAAGACUUCGAGCCGAUGGACGAAAUCGAGUACAACGACCAGUCGUCGUACGCGACCUACGAGCCGAAACAUCACUACUCGAUCAAUCCGCUGAAGUGCGGAAACGUGAAAAUACAUGACACCAACGACUUCUUCAACUACAUCCUGAAACUGAAGGUGGAGCCUGCGAGGAACGCGAAGCUUGUGUACAUAGAGCUCGUGAACGGAAAGAAGAAGCACUUCACAAAAACGGACGAAAAAACGUGGAAGGAAAUGUAUACGAAAAUGAAGCGUGGGAGAAAGCAUCCUACUAAAACUAUGUGUGGUCCGUAUAACAGUCAACGCAGCGGGCUUCGUAAAGUUCAUUUGAUUCACACACACGAAGAAUCAAGGUAUGGCUGUUUCAAGCCGUACAAAACAGGGAAAAUUGUGACUAAAGCAGAUCGUCGGAUCAGCUUCAGUCGAAUCGACCGAACACCGAGUUUACAACAUAAAUCACACAGAGGAAUUAGAUCAACGGCUGAAAGGUCGAUGUUGGUUAAUGGAAUCCAGAAUUCCACGAUACCAGUGAAGAUACACAGGAUACUGUGUAUCGCAAAAAGUGAGCGCGCACAGAUGGAGUUAAUCCAUGAAAUCGCAAAAUUAAAGGUGCAGAUGGGUAAGUGGGAAGGGUGUAAGCGGCACACAAGAAAAAGAAAAGAUGGGCCGAUAUGGAAUAACAUAUUAAAAUAA
Messenger RNA from Theileria orientalis strain Shintoku, 4485 nucleotides. RefSeq lists its product as uncharacterized. The transcript is spliced from 5 exons. The record is from RefSeq and is a predicted model, not a curated record. Bases 1 to 4485 code for a protein of 1494 amino acids. NCBI's taxonomy places the organism in Eukaryota, Apicomplexa, Aconoidasida, Piroplasmida, Theileriidae.